Thermothielavioides terrestris NRRL 8126 is the source of this 1180-nucleotide messenger RNA. RefSeq lists its product as uncharacterized. Bases 194 to 1093 code for a protein of 299 amino acids. NCBI's taxonomy places the organism in Eukaryota, Fungi, Ascomycota, Sordariomycetes, Sordariales, Chaetomiaceae. Gene Ontology annotation, biological process: regulation of transcription by RNA polymerase II. Gene Ontology annotation, molecular function: RNA polymerase II cis-regulatory region sequence-specific DNA binding; DNA-binding transcription factor activity, RNA polymerase II-specific. The record is from RefSeq and is a predicted model, not a curated record. The transcript has a single exon. Gene Ontology annotation, cellular component: PcG protein complex; transcription regulator complex.
GUCCUGACGGUCAGCACACCUUCGCAGCUGUGCUGUUGUAUACCCUCCUACAUCGUCGCCGUCCGUUCCGAGGCGUUAGCUACCCCCUUUCAUAAAGCUAUUCCGCUCUUCCCUAUCUUCUCGACAGACCCUAGAAAGCCAUUCCGAGCCAUUCUCUACCUAGCAUACUACUCCACCGAGCUCCAAGCUCAGGAUGAAGCCUGCACGCGAUGCGCGGGGCCGCCGGAUCUCGCUCCUAAACGAUGACGACGGCGACUUGGGCAGCCUCGCUACGGCGGCGUCCCAUCCCUUACCCCCGCUGACGGCAUCGACGCCGAACACUCCGCAGCUGCUCCGGGCGGACUCGUACGGUUACCAAAGUAGCACCGAGCCCCUGUCCCCCAUGACGCCUCUCAGCGAGUCGGCGGCGCGCUUUGCUCCCGCCGUGGCCGACUCCCACUCCGUCUUUGGCGAGUACGGCGCGGAUGCCGCCCCCUACGGCGGCGCGAAGCGGAGGCCCAGCGUGUACAGCGACGGCCGGCCCACCUCGUACGAGAACGACGCCGUCAGCACGGCGGCCGCCACCGAGAAACGCCCGAAGCGGUACCCCUGCCGCUUCCGGGACAGUCUCGGCUGCACCGGCGAGUUCUCCACGUCGGGCCACGCCUCGCGCCACGCCAAGAUUCACACCCAAGAGAAGAGCGUGCCGUGCUCGUUCCCCGGCUGCCCCCGGAAGUUCACCCGCAACGACAACAUGAAGCAGCACCUGGCCACCCACAACAAGGACAAGCCCCGCUCCUCCGCGUCCCGCCGAGCCUCGGCCGGCACCCAGCCGUCACAGCAGCCCCACCAGCAGCCGCAGCAGCAGCCGAAGCGAGACGACGAGCCGUCCCCCAAGCGCCCGAGCCGCAAGCGGUCGGCCGCGGAAGCGGCGGCGGAGGAGCGCCAGCUCGAGCUCAGCCUGCCCAUCCACAGCCGGUCCAUCCUCGGCCGGCCCGGCUCCGAGCCCCCGGGCGUCAGCGGGCUCGACGUGCUGGUGAUGGCGGCCGCCCAGCAGGAGAAGGAGGAGGGGAGAUCAGCUCGCUUGGCGACGCGCACCCGGCCUUUUCAAUGAGACCAACCUCCAAGGUGCUUGGACCCUUUUUUUUCCCUCCCCUCUCUUUUCCUCUCUCUCCCUUCUUUGCUGGCGGCUCUUGGUCCA